GUUUAGGUCGGAAGACACCAUUGAGUGGCGGGGGCCGACUUUAGGGAGCAGAAGCAGUGACAGUCCUUAAGUCCCUGCCUGGGUGACUGAGGGAAAAGGCUCAAGCAACUCAGGGGCUUCAGCGGUUGGGCAGGGAGACAUCCACCCCCUCCCAGCGGUCCGGAAGCAGGAAGUCUCUGAGCCGAGACCGGAAGCUGGAAGCUUUGGAGCCGAGAUCGCUCCGCCUUCCCUGAGGCUGAGAUCGCUCCGCCUUCUGGAAGCCAGAGCUGUGCGUGCUCAGGGAUCUCGGAGCCAGAAGGAAUGGGCCCUGGGAGCCUCAGACCUCCUCUUCAGGAGGUUGUGAUAUUCAAGGAUGUGGCUGUGGACUUCACCCAGGAGGAGUGGGGCCUGUUGGACCCCUCUCAGAAGGAGCUGUAUAAGGAGGUCAUGUUGGAGAAUGCUCAAAACCUGGUCUCCCUAGGCCUUCCAGUUCCCAGAGAAGAUGUGAUUUCUUAUUUUGAGGAAAGAGAAACACAAUGGAUGCUGGACCAAGAAGGUCUGAGGAGUUGCCCUUCAGGAGAGAUCAGACUCCAAUUGAAGAAAAAUAUUGUAAAACUCAGCCCUUCUUUAGAUGAAACUGACAAGCAAACAUUCAUGAAUGAUGGUCCCUGUGAUUUCACUUGGGGAGAAAUCUGUGCUACACAUGAGAGAAUCCCCACUGGAGAAAAACCUUAUGAAUGUAAUGAAUGUGGAAAGGCUUUUAGAGUGAAAAAUUAUUGUAUUGCACAUCAGAGAAUUCAUACUAGAGAAAAAUGUUAUGAAUGUAAUCAAUGUGGAAAGACUUUUACAUUAAAGAAUAAACUUAUUAAACAUCAGAAAGUCCACACUGGAGAGAAGUCUUAUAAAUGUAAUCAUUGUGGAAAGACUUUUACAUUGAAAAAUAAACUUAUUAAACAUCAGAAAGUCCACACUGGAGAGAAGCCUUAUGAAGGUAAUCAAUGUGAAAAGACUUUUGCAUUGAAGAAUAAACUUAUUAAACAUCAGAAAAUCCACACUGGAGAUAAAACUUAUAAAUGUAAUCAAUGUGGAAAGGCAUUUACACAGAGGGCUCAUCUUUUUGUACAUCAGAGAAUCCACACUGGAGAGAACUCCCAUGAAUGUAAACAAUGUGGAAAGACUUUUACACGAAGGACGGGUUUUAUUCUACAUCAGAGAAUCCACACUGGAGAGAAACCUUAUGAAUGUAAUCAAUGUGGAAAGGCUUUUACACAGAGAGCUCAUCUUGUUAAACAUCAGAGAAUUCACACUGGAGAGAAACAUUAUGAAUGUAAUCAAUGUGGAAAAGCUUUUACAUUGAAGAAUAAACUUAUUAAACAUCAGAAAAUCCACACUGGAGAGAAAUCUUAUAAAUGUAAUCAAUGUGGAAAGGCUUUUACACGGAAGACUGGUUUUAUUCGGCACCAGAGAAUCCAUACUGGAGAGAAACCUUAUGAAUGUAACCAAUGUGGAAAGAAUUUUUCACAGAAAAGUAAUCUUGUUCAACAUCAGAGAAUCCACACUGGAAAGAAACCUUAUAAAUGUAAUCAAUGUGAAAAGGCUUUUAUUUGGAAGAAUAAACUUAUUGCACAUCAGAGAAUCCAUACAGGAGAGAAACCUUAUGAAUGUAUUGUAUGUGGAAAAGCUUUUACAUGGAAGAAUAAACUUAAUAAACACCAGAGAAUCCACACUGGAGAGAAACCUUACGAAUGUAAUGAAUGUAGAAAGGCUUUUACACAGAGAGCUCAUCUUAUUAAACAUCAGAGAAUCCACACUGGAGAGAACUCCCAUGAAUGUAAUCAAUGUGAAAAAUCUUUUAGAGUGAAGAAAGAUCUUAUUGCACAUCAGAGAAUCCAUUCUGGAGAGAAUCCUUAUGAAUGUAAACAAUGUGGAAAGGCUUUUACACGGAAGACCGGUUUUAUUCGGCAUCAGAGAAUCCACACUGGGGAGAGGCCUUAUGAAUGUAAUCAAUGUGGAAAGACUUUUACAUGGAAGACCGGUUUUAUUCGGCAUCAGAGAAUCCACAGUGGAGAGAAGCCCUAUGAAUGUAAUCAAUGUGGAAUGGCUUUUAAAUGGAAAACUGGUUUUAUUCAACAUCAGAGAAUCCAUACUGGAGAAAAGCCUUAUGAAUGUAAUCAAUGUGGAAAGACUUUUACACAGAAGGGUCAUCUUAUUGUCCAUCAGAGAAUCCACACUGCAGAGAAUUCUUAUGAGUGUAAUCAAUGUGGAAAGUCUUUUAGAGUAAGAAACUAUCUUAUUGCACAUCAGAGAAUCCACAAUCAAGAAAAGCCUUACGAAUGUAACCAGUGUAGAAAAACUUUUGCCCAGAAAUGUAAUCUUGUUCAACAUCAGAGAAUCCACAAUGGAGAGAAGCCUUAUGAAUGUAAUCAAUGUGAAAAGGCUUUUAGAUUGAAAAGAGAUUUUAUUGGACACCAGAGAUUCCAUACAGGAGAGAAAUUUUAAGAAUGAAGUAAAUGUAGAAAGGAAUUUACAUGGGAAAAAAACUUAAUGAAUAUUGGAGAAUCCACACUGGAGAGAAUGCCUGUGAUUGUAAUCAGUGUAAUACAGCCUUCAGGCUAAAGUCAGUUCUGGUUUACUAUCAGAAUUUGUGGGCAAAAUGGAAAUCUUAUAACUGACCUGAAUGAAGGAAGGCAUAGAAAUGGAACAUACAACAGUUUAGCAGAAAAUUCACUCUGGGGACAAGGCAUCUAUGAACUCAAGGAUUUAUAAUGAAAGUGCUCGGUGAGAACAUGCUUUUCUCUAGCAUAUGGAGGUCACUGGUGAAGGUUAAGUUGGGUCUGACUAUAAUAGACUAGUUAGAUGAGAAAAAUAAUUCAUAAGCUUCCUGGAGGAGACAAUAGUUUAUCUCACAGAAUCACACAAUUCAGUGAGAGAAUAAUUCUGGAUGAUCUCAGAAAUAGUGUCUUCAGAGUAAGGAAAAGACAUUUUGUCAUUACUGGGUCAACUGAGGAACAAUAUUUGAUGAAAGGGGAAACAUUGAUUUCUUUGAUCAAAGGUAUAAUAAUGGGGGAAAUUUUGAGGAAUAUUGUCUAAUGCAGGCCAUCAGCAUGCAUGUAUUCAGCCUACCUCCAGGUUACCUCAUGGGACAAUCAAGAAACUUCUUAUUAACUUGAGAUUUUUGUGACCCAGUAAUCCUGGAGAUGAAAGAAUUCUGAUGAUGAACUUGAGACAGAACAAAAAACCAUCAUGUAAAAAAAAAAGCAGGCAAGAAGUCUUGCACUUCUGUCUAAAAAGCUUC
Sarcophilus harrisii (Tasmanian devil) is the source of this 3274-nucleotide messenger RNA. RefSeq names its product zinc finger protein 260-like. The transcript has 5 exons. Gene Ontology annotation, biological process: regulation of transcription by RNA polymerase II. Gene Ontology annotation, molecular function: DNA-binding transcription factor activity, RNA polymerase II-specific; RNA polymerase II transcription regulatory region sequence-specific DNA binding. The coding region runs from base 301 to 2478 and encodes 725 amino acids. The record is from RefSeq and is a predicted model, not a curated record. Lineage: Eukaryota; Metazoa; Chordata; Mammalia; Dasyuromorphia; Dasyuridae. Gene Ontology annotation, cellular component: nucleus.